AUGAGCAUUUCUCAGCAUGGUUUGAAGAGAUCAGCUCGAGAUGCUCCAUAUUGCUCAUAUCGCUGUAAUCGCAUUUAUCAGCGAUCCCUUCAGCAUAUAAAUGAAAAUUUCGAACGUGUGCUUUAUCUUUUUGAACGACCGAAAUCGACAGAAAAAGUUAUUGAUGCUUGCUGGAAAUCUUUCGAUUACUUAGACUGUAUGGAGCAUUGUGAACUACAAAAUAAGCAACAAUUUAUGAUAAUUCGCAAUGUUAUUGAGGACAGAUGUCGAAAGAUUCUGAAAAAUAGUGAUAUGAUUAAUUUGGCUUGUAUCAGUAAAUUUCAUUCCUUAGUGGAGACACGUUGCGCUGUAUACAAAUUACAAGCAGUCAAGAAUCUAAAAUUAGAACAAAAUGGCCCACCACAACAAAGUUGUAGCGAGAAUUUUCUGGAUAAGUGUCCUGUUUAUGAUUCUGUCAAAAUACCAGAAGCACAAUCAACAACCUCAUCGUUGUCAUCAUCUGUAGCAACGGAUGAAAUUUCCACGAUUGAUCCAGACUCUCAAAGUUGUAUGCCUAAAACGAAAUUAAAUAGCCUGAAAUUAAAUUUAAGAAUGGCAGAUAAUAGUGCUAUUACAGCAAUGACAAAUCUGAAAAAACUUUUUUCGCCUGACGAUGAUUUGCUGGACAUACCACCAAAUUUCUAUCAUUCAUCGUUAAGAAUGACUGGAAAAAAAAUCUUUCAAAAAAUUAAUGCCAGCUCAGUUAAUGACGGUUAUAUUGACAAUGAAUCCAUGGAAAACAUUUUUGCACACAAUAAUGAUUCUGUAAAACGCAUACCUUUGCAAAUAUAUGAUGACAAUAUUUAUAUCAAAAGUAACAUUACGAAUCAAGCAACUGCUAGAAAUUCCAAAAAUUCUAACGAAAAAGUCAGUGAUGAUUCAUUUCCUGCAAGAAUGGCACCUCCAACUAUUGCUUCAUCUACAGCCUUAGCUUCAUCAAAAGCUGUAGUAGCUACUUUUUCUGGCAUUCCAGUUAUGACAACUUCUGAUAUGCAAAUUCCAACAAUUGAAACUAAUGCUGAUAAAUCUCUCGAAUUACUAUCAUUUAUAGCUUUUAAAAAGAAUUCAGAUAAUAGAGAUUUAAUAACAAAAUCUGAAAAAAAUGAACUCAAUCUAUUACAUCAAAAAAGUAGUAUGAAAAUGCAAAAAGCCAAAAUAUCUACAACUGAUGACUACAAUGAAGUGAUAUAUGUUCAUGAUAGUGAUCAACAACUUACUCAACAAGAUAAUCAUACAGAAUUCAUUGCAACAGAAUUAGUCAACAAAUAUGCGAGUACAACUUCAACAAUUCCAAGCGUAUAUAGUAUUAAUCCUUUAGAUGAGAUUGAAAUUCAAGCUGAGUCCAGUCUCGAAGAUUUGAAUGUUGAAAAUAAGUCUGAGAAGAGUGAGAUAUCAAAGCUUAGACAAAACACAUCCCAAACUUCACCAAAUACAACAACGCCUUCUUCGCAAAAUCCUUUAAGAAUAAAAGUUUACAAAGUUUUUCCACUUCCAACUUCUGCUGCGACACCCAGAAAACAGCCACUCAUGUCCACAGAUGAGAAUUUACGGCUUCAAAUGACAACAAUAUCAAUAUCAAACCAAGCAAAAUCUGCGCAAGAAAUGCGAGUCAUUGAAUCACAAACUGCUAAUGAUAUUUCAUUAAUAACUCCAACAACACGAAAUACUAUAGAAGAAGCGUUGAAAAAUGAUCCGAGCGAUAUAGAUGACGUGAAAUACAAAGAAGUUUUACCAACAUUAUCUACAACGACAGAUAAUGUGAUAAAUUCAUCUAAGCCAGAUGAAUUGCAUGUGGACAGUGAAAAUAAAGGUUACAAAUCGCUACUCAUCUACAGUGCCGUAGUACUUGUACUUUUAUUAAUAGUAAUUAUUCUGGCAAAUGUUGCAUACAGAUGUCGACAAUAUGGCAGACAAAUAUCGCAGUUUUAA
Molecule: messenger RNA, 1968 nt
Organism: Thelazia callipaeda (thelaziosis nematode)
Lineage: Eukaryota; Metazoa; Nematoda; Chromadorea; Rhabditida; Thelaziidae
Source: the annotation of a GenBank genome assembly